AUGACUGGAAACUUGCACUGGAAUUCUUCAACUGGGUCGAAACCCAUUGCGGGUUCCAGCACACCACCCAAAGUUACAACCGCAUCAUUGACAUACUUGAGGUAUGUGUCGGCCCACCUCGUUAAAGAAGCGAUUGAUGCGUUUGAUAAAUUGGAUGACUUUAAUUUAAGGGAUGAAAUUUCCUUUCUGAAUUUGGUCGACGCUUUGUGCGAGUACAAACAUGUGAUAGAAGCUGAAGAAUUAUGCUUUAAGAAGAAAAGGGAUAUAAAUAAUUAUGAACUGUUGGGAAUUAAUGUGGAAGGUACAAAAAUUUAUAAUAUGAUUCUUCGUGGGUGGUUUAAAAUGAAAUGGUGGAGGAAAUGUAGGGAGCUUUGGGAGAAGAUGGAUAAGAGGGAUGUUCAAAAAGACUUGUAUUCGUACUCCAUCUAUAUGGAUAUUCAAUGCAAAAGUGGAAAGCCAUGGAAAGCUGUGAAGCUGUAUAAGGAAAUGAAGAAGAAGGGAAUUCAGUUGGAUGUCGUGGCAUACAACACCAUUAUUCGUGCUAUUGGGAUUUCAGAGGGUGUUGAUGUGGCGGUUAGGCUAUACAAGGAGAUGAUUGAAUUGGGUUGUCAACCAAAUGUUGUAACUUUUAACACCAUAGUGAAGCUUCUGUGUGAAAAUGAAAGGUUCGGGGAGGCACAUAAAUUGCUCAACCUGAUGUUUAGAAAGGGUUGUGAGCCGAAUGUGAUUACAUACCAUUGCUUCUUUGUGUGUCUUGAAAAGCCCAGAGAGGUUCUAAAGUUGUUUGAUAGGAUGAUUGAAAGUGGAGCGCAACCAAGAAUGGACACAUAUGUCCUGCUCAUGAGGAAGUUUGAGAGAUGGGGUUUUCUUCGACCAGUUUUGCUCAUCUGGAAGAAGAUGAAAGAGCAAGGAUUGAGCCCAGAUGAGUUUGCUUAUAAUGCUUUAAUUGAUGCUUUGCUGCAGAAAGGUUUGGUUGAUAUGGCACGCAAGUAUGAUGAGGAGAUGUUAUCCAAAGGACUUUCUUCUAAGCCGAGGGCUGAACUAGGCACAAAACUGCAGAUCGAAGGUUCAUAUAUUAGUUGA
Messenger RNA from Fraxinus pennsylvanica, 1083 nucleotides. Lineage: Eukaryota; Viridiplantae; Streptophyta; Magnoliopsida; Lamiales; Oleaceae. The record is from the annotation of a GenBank genome assembly.